CACACCUCACAACGCACAAAAAUAUAAAGCUUGAAGGCAAAUAUUUCAUUAUUAUUUCAGUUGGAUUUAUCGACAGACGCUAAAAGCCAAGAGAAAUGAAAUUCCUGACAGUUUUGCUAAUUUCUAUUACUGCGUUUGUCUGCACAGCAGUGACAGCAAAUCCGGUCCAAAUCAAGAACAACAACGUUGGCGAUAUUACGGCUAUAAAGAUUGAUAUCAAUGGACGCAUUACAAGUGUUGUAAAUCAGGAUAUAAUUAAUGUUAUCGUUGCCUUAUUGGAGGACACUGAUCACAUUCCACCUACGUUACCAACCCGACCCGAAAUUCCACAUUUGGACGAUUUAAUUCGGCACAUCUCAAGAAAAUAAUUGCUUUGGGAAUUAAUAUUCCUUUCAAUUGAUAUUCAAGUGAUGGCAUGGAGAAUAAAAUAAUUUGAAUUUGUGUUUUAUCAUCGAAGAA
Messenger RNA from Clunio marinus, 459 nucleotides. The record is from the annotation of a GenBank genome assembly. NCBI's taxonomy places the organism in Eukaryota, Metazoa, Arthropoda, Insecta, Diptera, Chironomidae.